CAUCUACCUCAAACAAUAAUUCACAAUAUCCCGAGAUACCCCAUUUCUUCUACUUGCUCUAGCUUGCAGGGCUGAAGGGCUUUUUUUGUGCGAUGCAACUCACAGAUAAGUCAUAUAACCAUGCUCCUUCCCGUUUUGUUAUUCUUUUCUCCUCUUCUUUGUCAUAUCUCCGAUUUGUAUUCGAUUUCUCUCUCUGGCAAAGAGUAGUAGGUAGUCCACUCUUUUUUCUCCUCUCUCGCCGCGAUUUUUCCGCAAUCCAAGGGUCUCCUGGUGUAGCCCGUCCACUCCUUUGAAAAAUAUAUUCAGUCAAUAUAAUCAUUACACCAUCUUUCGUCCAUCACAUCACACUUCGUCAUCAUCAACACUACAGACCGAUUGUAUUAGCUCAGGAAGGCUCGAAAGUAUCCAUUCAAGAUCAUAUCCCAGGAAUAAGCCAUGUCGAAGAAUCUUACUAGGUCGAAGUCGGUGAUGGACCGUUUUAGAGGUCGAGGCGCACAACAUGUUACGGAUGAUAUACCGCCGCCCAAGAUGAGAGAUACGAAUAAAUUUCAAAAAUUCGAAUCCAGACGUGAAGAUCAGCAUAGACUUCCCGAAAGACCAUCUACAUCGGGUGGAACCAAAAAACCAAAAGGGAAUGCUCUUAAGAGGGCUAAUACUGUCAAGAGGGAAACACGGGAUGAUCUAUUCUUCAAUCCACUCAGAGCUCAUGGGAUAGAUGGCUCUACUUUUUAUGACUUCCCUUUACCUUCUACUCGGCCGCCAUCUUCACCAAUCGUACCAAAAGGGAUAGAUGGGCCUGAUUUUAAUACCUUUUCUUUACCUUCUACUCGGUUACCGCCUUCACCAAUCGUACCAAAUGGGAUAGAUGGGCCUGGUUUUAAUACCUUUCCUUUACCUUCUACUCGGCCGCCGCCUUCACCAAUCGUACCAAAAGGGAUAGACGAACCUACUUUGAAUAACUUUCCUUUACCUUCUAAUCGAACCCCACCUUCACCUGUCGUACCAAAAGUGAUAGAACCUUUACCGCGACCCAAAAGUCCUGAUUCUAUCAAGACAAGUGAAACCCUUCAUCCUAACGUUUGUGAAGUCGAGAUUGGUAUGGCACUUGGAAGCCCUUCUCAUCCACCAGAGUACAUGCAACAACGAGAUCAACAGUCUUACGAAGUAGAAACACCAAGUACUCCUCAUCCAAUUGACGAUAUGUCUUUCAAUGCCGAUUGUGUUGAUGCUAAGAAGCAAAAGAAGGGACGGAAGUGGUUUGGAUUAUUUGGGAGUAAGAAGGAAAAGACAGCGACUCCAUUCUAUCAAGUUAAACCUGAGUCACAGCAAGAAAUACCAAUGAGCGGUCCUUCUUCACCAAAGGCCGAGCGUGGUAGAUCUCGUGGUCGUUCAACUUCAAGUACAACUAGAAAGAAACCUGAUAUGAAAAGAGCGCAAACGGCACCUAUGCCAUUCACGACACCUGAUUUACAGUUUCCAUUCCAAGCUUCAUCUUUAUCAAUUAUUCAUGCUUCAACUUUAACAACUAUCGAAACUUCAGACUCAACAAGUAUCCAAGCUUCAUCGUCGACAACUAUUCAAGCUUCUACUUCAACAACCAUUCAAGCAGGAACUCCAGAUAUUCGUGUUCAAGAAUCUAUUGAAGUAGAAGUUCUACAAUCAAAUCCGAAAGCAUUGCUCGAGAGACCAAAGCUUGAUCUGGCACUUCCUACGGCAGAAAUGGAAAGAUAUAGUGUUAUGUUUGGGGAAAUCUUACAAAAUCCUUCGAUUAUCACUCCCUCAUUACUUCAAAGACGUCAAGCAACACUUAAUAGACUUAAGAGUGAGGAAGAAGCACUCGCUAAAACGGUUUGUAUUCUUUCUAGUGCAUUUAAAAUACGCUAAUAAUCCAAAUUAGGAAGCAGAAAUUGAGGUCCGUACAAAGGCACUGUCGAAACGUAGGGGUACCUCACCAGAACCAAAUCAUAACAACUCAUCAUUCUCUCUCUUUCCAAAUACACCCUCAAGACAAGGCCAUCAUGAAAACUCACCAGCACGAGAAAGGUCGCAGCUAAAUAGAUCUAACACCACUCCCGCUUACCUCUCACCUAAUAGACCCUCAUUUGCGACAGGUUUAGGAAAUGAUAGACACGCAGAUCUUGUAUCUGAUGACGAAACGCUUACCUGUCGUCAGGGAAAUGAACAUCAAGGUACUUUUUCGAGUGCGUCUACCAAGAAACCAAGCAAUCGAUCGAGGAGAUCAUCAUCGAGCUCUCCAAAGCCAAGACCACAAAUUCACAUGGCACGUACUUGGUCACCAGAUAAAUCCCAACCUUUUUCACCAUCCUCCGCGGAAGACUCAGAGGCAGAUGCAGGUUUCACAAAUUGUCAAAGAAAAGAUGUUUUAUAUAGCGCGUCACCAUUAACAGCAACGAAAUCAAGAUUCGAUGAAAAGGGGUCAACAUGGCAGAUGAUAAAUUCCAAAAAACAAAAUCAUCAAGGACCAUCAUCGGUAUCUGGAUCAACGACAAGUGAGGCUAGCACUGUUUCAUCAUCACACUCUAAUUCAUCAUUUUCGAGUGUACCGGGUGGUUUAAUUACUAUUUCAAUGCCAAUGCCUGGGCAAGAAAACAUGAGAGAAACAGGUUCAAUGAAAACAUCGACAAACGACCAAGCUCCGCGAGAUCCCAAAGAGAUGAAAAUCCCCAUCAAAUAUACACCUGGACCACGACCAAUAAUCUCAUCAUUCAACACUACAACUCGAUCCUCAGAUUCCGCACCUCGGCCUCCUCUCAAAUCUCCAAUGUUAGAAAGCCAAGGCCUUAGACCUAGGCCCUCGAUUCAAAGGUCAGCUUCAACCGCAUCCCCUGUCACCAUCUUACCUCGUCCUCCACUUCGAAUAUCUUCUAUGGCAUCAAGCAACAACUCUUCAACCAGCAUCUCCACACCACGUAAAAUUCCUCUCCCAGUUUCUCCGCGUCCGCAUCCUCAUCGCUUCAUCGCAACUCCGGUCUCAUCUCCGCAACCAGAACCCUCCUACAUUUCUCAUCAAAAACAAGAAUCCACCUACUCUAUAACCCCAUCACUUCUCGACAUUCAAAUAGAUGACCACCUCGAAGUCCCAGGCGCUCGUUCUCGCGAUCCCGAACAAAAACGUCUCGAAUCAGCAGCCGGUGUCUCAAUCGCACGUCAAAUUUCCGUUUCACGUCAACAACGUCAAUUACUCAUUCCCAUCAAAACUAGUGGUACAAUAUCCAGAAAAAACCCCUGCGAUAGGUCUCCGGGACUGAAGAGUCCUUUUGAUAGACAGAGUGAACGAAGUCCUAUUUCUGCUGGAUUUGGAGCUAGGAGGAUAAUGACAGGUGGAGAUGCUAGUGAAAAAAAGGAUUCACCGUUAGAAAACUUCACGGGAUCAAGUCUUCCUGGGGGAUUAUUGUCAAAUCAGAAUGGGAGUGAUGUGCGCGGAAUUCGUAUCCCAAUCAGUCAUCCACGUGGAAGAACAGAAAUCCAACAAUCUUCUAAACCCUCAACUCCGACUCUGAUGGUUGUCCCAGACGUAGAAGAACAAUGGGGUACAGGAAAUUCGAAUGGAUUGAUGAGUAGUAGAGAUAAAGUGGAAGCAAUGAUGAAAGGAAGUAGAGGGAGUCCAGCGAUAGGGAAUAGUGAGUGGGAGGAAAAAAGGAUGAAAAUGAAUGUUAGUCCGAGGACGGAAAUGGGGAGUGAAAAUCAAAAAUAGGAGGAACGAGAGAGUGGUUGUUGGGGAGGUUUAAGUUCGACCUGAUGGGGUUUUGAUUCGAGGAUAUAUUUGAUAAUGUUCUCUUUCCUUCCUUCUGUUCUUUAGAAGGAAUGGCAGAGAGAAGGAUUGCACGUCCACGUUUACAUCGCGGAAUGGCAUAACAUG
Sclerotinia trifoliorum is the source of this 3880-nucleotide messenger RNA. The record is from the annotation of a GenBank genome assembly. NCBI's taxonomy places the organism in Eukaryota, Fungi, Ascomycota, Leotiomycetes, Helotiales, Sclerotiniaceae.